AUGAGCGAAAAAUGGAGAAUUGGUCAGCUUGGAUUUGGGCUAUUUCUCGUUUCAUCAGCCAUCAAUUCACAAGGAUAUAUUGAGAUCGCUGUCCUUCGAACGAUCGCUGAUGAGGGAGAAACGGGGAUCUCUGGGAAUUCCGGGUAUUACAGUCUCGCGAUCAACAACUUCUCAUCAGCUCUCAUCACCCUCAUCUUGCCAUUCUUUAUCAAAAAACUCAAAGCGAAAUGGUGUAUGUCAUUGGGUGCUUUCUGCCAAUCAAUUUAUCUUUUCGGUUUUCUCAAAUUAUCUCCAUUCAGUCUCUAUUUUCUAUCAUCUCUUCUGGGAAUUGGAGGAGCUUUUCUCUGGACUUCAAAUGGGAAUUUCCUGGUGUUAAACUCGAGUGAAGAGAAUCUUUCUCGUAACUCGUGCCUAAUGUGGUCUUUAUAUCAAGGAUCUCAACUCUCAUGUGCUCUUUUUCUCUUCAUUCUUCUACUCAAUAAAGAUCUCAUCUCAUCUUAUCGACUCGCUUAUUCAAUAUUUGGAUCAAUUUGUUUAUUUGGUGCCAUCACUUUUGCAUUUCUACCCGAGAAUCGAAUUCUAUUAAGAAAUGAGCAAGAAGUUGAAGAAAACAAUGCAAUAAAAAUCACAUUUUCUCUGCUGAAAACAAAGAAAAUGAGAUAUUUACUUGUCAUUUUCCUCUUCAUCGGUAUCGAGACAUCAUUCUUAUCUUCAAUCUACACAUCUUGUUUAUUAGCGACAACAAAGCUCAACGAUGGAAAAGAGAUCUCGAUCGCUUACAGUGUUUUCUUCAUUGGAAUUGGAGAGAUUUUCGGCGGUCUUCUGUUUGGUAUUGAUCUCAAAAUACUCAAAAAUUUCGGCAAAAAGCAUGUGAUUUCCGUAGGAAGCUUGUCGAUUCUCUUUGCUUAUCUCUUUACUUUCAUCAAUUUGCCAAACGAUUCACCGAUUCACAAAACGAAUUCCACUGGCCUCAUUGAGCCAAGAUUCGAUCUUGCCUUAUUCACCUCAUUUCUGAUUGGUUUUGGUGAUUCGUGUUGGCAAACUCAGGUUUUUCCAUUGAUUGGAUCAAUUUUUCAUGGAGAUUCGAUCACAUCCGCUUUUUCUCUACAACAGUUUUUCUUGACUCUUUCCUCAACUUUUCCAUUCUAUUAUGGAUCGAUUCUUCGUUUACAUUGGCAAUUGAUUAUUGGUGGAAUGAUAACGUUGAUCUCUACAUUGAUUUUUAACGAAGCCGGUUGGCUUGACACCGGUCAUGGCUACUCUGUACCAGUGAUCGUCAAGAUUUUAGAUCCGCUCACCGUUUCCUCAGUUGUAUCGGGACAAAAAAUGAUCGUCGAAGAGCCAUCCCGUCUAUCAUUGAGAAAAGAAUCGAAUAUUCAUGUGCAAGAUAUCUUAGAAUUAAGUGAAUCGUCAGAAUCUCACGUUCUUUACGCACUUCAGGAGCGAUUUCGGAAUCGUCGAAUUUAUACUUCUCUUGGAAAUGAUCUCGUUUUCAUCAAUCCAAAUGAACAUCUUCCAAUCUACGAUCAUUCCGUUAUUAAUCAAAUCUUUAAAAAUAAAAAUGAUAAAGGUCAUAUUUUUGCUACAGUUCGCGAUAUAAUUGCGAGAAUUCGAGAGGGAUCAAUCGAUGAAACUAUCAUUUUUCGGGGUGAAACUGGAUCAGGCAAAUCGUUCAAUAGCUUUCAAGCGAUGCGUGCUGCUGUCAAGAAUGCGCCAUCGAAGAGCGGAAAGAUUACGGAAGAUCAUGUGGAAGCUUUACAUCAAAUUUUUCACUCGUUCGCAACCGCUCGCACCUCGAAAAACCCAAUUUCAACUCGUUUUGGCUACUCGAUCGAUUUCAAUUUCAAAGAUAAUAAUAUUGAAGGGUUUUCUGUGAAAAUAGUCUCCCCUUUGGAAGUCUCUCGAAUUGUUUCGCUUCGAUCAAAUGAGAGAAAUUUUAAUGUUUUUUAUGAAUUACUCUCGGGACUCCCGGAGAAUUUGAGGGAACAAUUUGGCUUCAGGGAUCAGCAAAAGUUUUUCUAUUUAACAAAGGGAAUUGGAGAAUCGAUUGAUUCGAGUGAUGGAUCGAAUUUUGUGAAACUCGAGAAAUCUCUUGAAACUCUUGGAUUUUCAGAAGAUCAACGGACAUUCAUUUAUCGAUUACUUGCAUCAAUCCUUCAUUUAGGAAAUAUCUAUUUUCGUCAAAGAAAGUUACCUGAUGGUGGAGAUGGUGUUGAAUUUGGAUCAGAACGAGAAAUCUCGCUUACUUCUCGUUUACUUGAAGUGAACGAACAAAAAUGGGGAUCACAUUUUGUGAAUCGUUUCUUGAAAACAGAGAAUGGAAUCCAAUCGAUGAGUCUGAAUAUUGAGCAGGCAUUGGAUACAAGAGAUUCGAUUGCUCAACUCUUAUACGAGGAGUUGUUUGCCUGGAUUUUGGGAAGAAUUUCUCAAAAUUAUAAAUGUUUAAAUGCUCAGGGAAUUCUUCGAUUCAUCGAUAUGUAUGGAUUUGAGAGAUAUGCUUCAAAUGGUCUUCAUCAAUUAUUUAUAAAUACAUUUUCUGAGAUUGACAAUGGAAAUGUGGUGGAAAUGUUGAUGAAAAAACCGUCUGGUUUAUUGCCGUUGCUUGAUGAUGAGUGUAAAUUUCCAAAAGCCACUGAUGAAACCUAUCUUCAGCACACAAAUCUAAAUCAUUUAGAUAAAAGUAUUUAUGGGAAAAGCCGGAAUAAAGACAAAUGCGAAUUUUCUGUUCGUCAUUAUGGUGGCACCGUUUGGUAUUCGGUGAUCGAUUAUAUUCGAUCGAAUCGACGAGCUGUUCCAAUGGGAAUCCUCAAUGCUUUCGGUUUUAGUCAUAAUCAGAUCAUCCAACAAAUCUUUCGUCCACUUUGUGGCCGAGAGUUCGGCGAUUUCAUUCAAUAUUCCGGUCAACAACACGUUCGAUCAAUGCAGCUAUUGUUUGAGCAGCUUAAUAACUCAACCAUACACUUUGUGAGCUGUGUUCGAGGAAAUGCUGAACGAAUCGUGGCCAAAUUCGAUUUACCAACAGUUUCCCGGCAAUUAAGAUGUUUGGCUGUCCUAGACACUACUCGUUUCCGUGUUUCGAAUUUCCCGAUUCGUUUUGAAUAUUCCAAUUUUGCGCGUCGUUUUCGUUGCCUUCUCCCUGGAAUGAUCUCGAUUCAUCAGAAAAUCAAGGAAAUUAUUAAUGAUGUUUUGCUUGGACAAGGAUUUUCUUUUCAACAACACUACAAAAUUGGCUCAACUCUUGUCUUUUUGAGCGAUCGUUUGGCGAAUCGAUUGGAGAUGAAAAGAGAAGAUGUCAUUGAUGAAGCGGUCAUUGUAUUGCAAAAGACGAUUCGGGGAUUGAUUGCAAGAAGAGAAUAUAGAAAGAAGAGGAAAGCAUCGAUUAGGAUACAGGCAGCAUUUCGAGGAUGGAAGGAGAGAAAGAAAUAUUUGGAAAAGCUGGAAACAAGAAAUCGAACGCUUACUCAAGAAGCCCGAAAAAACAAACGUUUAUUGGCUUAUCAUGAAAUGAUUCAUGGAGAAAUUAUGAUGAAAAAUGAGCUUUCUCUUGGUCCAAUCGAUCAUUUGGAUUUGGGAGAAGAAGUGAUGAGAACAUUGGAGAGUGGAUUGGAAGGGAAGAAGAAAGAAACGAGGACACUUCAUCAUUACCUUUCAACACCACAACAAUUCAUUAAACCUUUGAUUUCACCGAUAACAAUUGAGGAAUUUGCGGAGAAGAAUUUCAAGGGUCAUCUACUUGAAGUCCGUCGCUCGCCAAUCACAACUCCAUUUUUGAUGAAAAUUUGUGAAGCUGAUUUUUCUCUAUCACUUUCAAUGUUUAAAUUAAUAUUGAAAUAUUCAAAUGAUCCGAAUUUAUCAACGGAAAAGUUACAUCAAUUGGCGAAAUUCAUCAUUCAAAUGGCAAUCUCAAACAUCCAUCUUCGCGACGAGCUUUUCGUUCAACUUUCCAAUCAAACGUAUCAGAAUCGAAAUCGAGAAAAUCGUGAAAGAGUUUGGAGUCUAAUGUUGUGUGCGUUGAACUCUUUUCCACCAUCGAUUAACGUGCUCGCAAUGUUGCUUGGAUAUUUCUCCACUCAAUCAGAUCCCCUGAAAAACUCGUUAAUGGAAUCGCUAUUGCGAAAACUCAAAACAACAAAUCCUACUGCAUCUCGAAACUAUGCUUCGAAUAAGCUUGAACAGCUAUCAUUCACGAGUCGACAAACAAUGGCUGUUCAAGUGGAUUUGCCUGGAAUUGGAGACUCAUUUCUUGUUGAAGCACAACCGUGGACAACAACCAAUGAAUUGGCAGCUAGAGUGUUGAAAGAAAAAGGAAUUUCUAAUAGCAAUGGUUGGACUGUGGCUAUUGAGAUUGAUGAUUCGAUUUAUGCACCGAUGUCCGGUGAUUUCUUUCAUGAUGUUAUUUGUGAAAUCGAAGGAGUGAACAGUGAUCGAUCGAUAUUUUAUAAGUAUUCAAAUAUUGGAUUAGGACAAAAUCAACAGAAAGUCUUGACAAAUGGAGAGAUGAAUCGGACAAAAAGUUCACCGGUGGAAAAACGACGAGAAAGGAUUUUGUCGGCUCAACAAAGAGAUACAAGCACUGAUGAAUCAUCGGGAUCACCGAGAAGUCAAGAAGAGAUUGGGAAAGAGAUUUACAGCUAUGCGAUGCCGUGGAAGGGCGAAAUGAAACAAAGAAGUGUUUCAGAGGAUCCUCGAGGUGUUUCAAGAGAAAGUAUGACAAGAGAUGAGCGAAGAAAUGAAUAUGAUACGAUUAGAGAUCAUCGGCCUGGAUCAAGGGCUCCUUCGCAGAAUACAUUGCGCAGAUACCAUGACUCUCAGCAAACAUUCGCUCAAAGUCAACCGAUGAUCCAACCAAUUUAUGUCCCGCAGACAACAAUGCAAUACAUGCCAAUGAUGCCUGUAAUGAUGACAACGAAUGGAAUGAAUCAACAAAUGAUACAACCAAUUUAUGGGAAUAUCACUGUGCAGAGAGAACCCUGGCAUGCAAGAGAUCUAUCGAAGGAUUCACUGAUUGAUGACAGAAGUGAUCAGAUCCAACAAACUCCAGCCUCUUCCCGUUUAACAGAAAGAGCUACAAGUUGUGAUCGUGUUCCAUCGGAAUAUUCGAAUCUCUCGGUUGCUUCGAGAAUUCGACGAAUCCCCGUUCCGAGAGAGAAUGGAGAUGUUGAUCGAUUUUUGGAUGAAGUUUUUCAACAAGUGAUUCCACCAGAUUAUGACCAGCGAAAGAUCUCGAAUGUGACUAUCGCUGCGUCGAUUAAAGGAGGAGUUAAUGGUUUAAAAGCAAAUCCACCUGAAUCAAAUGGUUAUGGAAGUAGUGAUGCGUAUGAUUAUGUUCAAAGAAAUGAUAUCAAUCAAGAGAAUAAUCAUUAUUCCGAUGGAAAUCCAAAAUAUUAUCAGAUCUAUGAAAAUGAUUUCAAAAUGAAUGGUGAUAAUGAAGAGGUUUAUGGUAUGGCUCGUGGUCGACAGAGAAAUCUCUCAAGUCGACAAAGCAAUGUCACUUUACAAGAACAGAAAAGAGAAAGACAUAAAAGUCAACCAUCUAGAAAUGUCUAUAAGCAAAAUUAUAAUCAACAACCAAUGUACGUGAUGGUUCCGAUGCAAAUGGGACAAAAUGGACAGCCGGUUAUACCACAAAUGAUGAUGUGCAUGCCAAGUGCUGUCACCUCACCACAAAUGAUUGGACAUGUACCGAGCAGCCGUUUGUCUUCGUAUGACUACGAGGAUGAAUCGGAUUCACCGAUUGGAGAUAUGGAUCCUCAACGGGGAUUUCAGCAAUUUGUACGACAAAAUCGACAAGGAGAACAAUCAAUGAGAGCACAAUUAGCCUCUCGCGAUGCUUUAAGUCCAUCAUAUGAUACAGAAAAUGGACCGAAAAAAGGUCUCUCUCGUAUUCCAACUGAAAUGUAUCGAGUCGUUCAAAAUCAGGUUUCUAACAGUGAGCACCCAAUCCCACACAAAUUACCGCUAACUGGGAUGCAAUUUACACAAGAAAGAGCGAAAAAGGAAAGAGAAGCACUCACAAAAUUGGUUGAAGCUGCGAAGCAUUUACCCCCACCAGUUGACUCUAUUCGCCUUUUUCGACCACCAAAAAGACAACAAGUGGAAGAAGUACAAGAAGAUGAGAUACCAGAAGAACCUCAAGUCGAAUGGCAACCGCCACCACCUCCACCAAAAGAAUACAUUCAUAAUGGAAGCGUUCAACGAUCGAAUCCUCGUCUUCUUCAAAAUUCAUCUGAAAUCUCUCUCCAAUCGCCACAAAUUCCCCCGAUAACUCCACCGAAUGGAAUCAAUGGCUAUCAACCUCAACGCCAAGUGCCAGUUUUCCUUCCCGAUCAACCAUUACCUAUCAGACAAAAUCCAGCAUUGACAUACGUCAAACAACCAUGGAAAUUAACGAUUAGAAAAGAGAUGUUCUAUCCGGGUGAACGUUUGGACGAUCCACAAAUGAUUUCACAAGCGAUUUUGAAAGAGAAUCGUGUUCCACCAGAAUUACUUGGACGACAAGACGAGAUUCCGAUCGGGGUGAAAGCGAGAGUUGUCGAGAGUGCAAGGAAAUGGCCGCUAUAUUUUGCGCAAAUUCAUGAAGUUGUUGAGACACGAUCCAAUGAGAAUAUCUAUCUUUUGUUGGGGCUUAGCGAGACGGGGAUUCGACUUCUCGUUCAAAAUCCGUUGAACAAAGAGAAUCCAUUGAAGAUACAAGAUCAUUUUGAAUUUGGUGACGUUUUGUCAGUGGAAAGUGGAGUAGAGAAAUUGAUUUUGAACACGAGAAAUGGAAUGAAAGUUUCUUUGAAAACACAAAAAGCUGACUUUGUUCGAGCACAAAUUGAAAGAUGCUUGAAAGGGAAAAUAAAGGAGAAAGUUUUCAAGCGAGCCGCCGCUGAUUACAUUACAAAGGAGCCGAAUUUAUUGAGCUUUGUCAAAGGUGACGUCAUUGAGAUAAUCGAAGUGGAUGAUGAUGACGAGAAGCCGGCAAGAGGAUGGUUGUAUGGAAGGAUUGGGAACAGAUAUGGGCAUCUGCCGGAAGAUUAUGUCAGCGAAUUGGAUGCAGUGAUGGACGUGACACCGAUGAGUCCAAUUGUGAGCGAAAUUGCUGAGCCUCAGCCUCAACCUCCACCGCUUCCCAUUGAUGAUAUGAGUUCUGCACGUCCAUUGAAGAUUCAAACAGCUCGCCAACAGAAAGGAUUCUUUGGACAACGAAGAGAGCAAGCGGAUGAGAGCCCGAGAUCGAUUGGAUACCCGCCAAGGGACAGUUACAGAGAAGCACCCCGUGAUCCGCGUUAUCGUUACGAUGGCCGUGAACUUCAGCCAGUCACCGGUCCUCGAGAUUUCAUCGGAGGUGCCCAAUCCGGCGGUGGCUAUUCCCGUUCCUAUCAAUCCUACCAUCAAUCUCAUCAAUCCGGUGGUGGCGGCCUCUCAUCAUCUGGUAGACGGGCUCUCACUGAUAUCAAUGACUACAAUUUCGAGGAUGCUUAUGAAAUGGGAUCCAUUGGGAAUGAUAAACACACGAUGAUGGAAUUCGCAUUGAUGUAUUAUCGAAAUGCGAAAGGUGGAGACAGUCAAGAAAGAGGAAGAAGAAAUUUUAAAGAAUGGACUUGGAGAGAUGUGGCUGAUAAAGUGAAAUGGACGGAUCGACAAAUACAACAAUCGUUGAUUAGAAUCGAGAAUUAUGAAGCGAACAAGUUAGCGAUGGAGGCAUUCGGAUGUAUUAUGCGUUAUAUGGGCGAUAUUGAAUUGAAGAAAGGGGAAACGAAAACCGAUUGUGUUUAUCGACUUUUGUUAAUUUGUCAGAAACAUGAGGCAAUGAAAGAUGAAGUUUAUUGUCAAGUGAUACGACAAACGACAAGCAAUAGGAGUAACAGACCAGAUUCUCUGACCCUCGGUUGGCGUCUUUUCAUCGUUCUAACUGCUUAUUUCACUUGUUCUGAUGGAAUGUGGCCAUAUCUUACAAAAUAUAUAAUGGAUACAGCAAAUGAUAGCAGAAGAGCAUGUCAUGGAACGGCACAAAUAUGUUUACAGAAUUUGUUAAAAACGAAGAAAUAUGGAGGAAGAAAAUUUCUGUUAUCUGGUGCUGAAUUAGAACAAAUUACGAUGUACGGUAAUAGUCUUAAACGGCAGCAAUAUUUGUUACCUGGAGGAAAUGCGAAAUUGGUGAACACGAGGAUUGUCACUGUUAUUGAAGAGGUUUUGCAAGAGUUAUGUAAUGAUUUAAACAUUCGUUCUCCUGCUGAACAACAAGAAUUCUGUUUGUGUGUGGCGGUGAAGAAUGAACCGAAUUUGAUCUUUACGGCAAAUGAUGAGUAUGUGCUGGAUAUUUGCACCGAAAUGGAACAUAAAAAUAAGAGCUUUGAUUUCCUUCUUCGAAGGGCUGUUUGGAUCUAUCCACUACGUUUAGACAACAUGAUGUACAUUGAUGUGAUGUUCAAUCAGUUACUGGGCGAUUACCUUGACGGCCUUUUCUGUUCCCAUAUGCCAUCGGGUCAAUUGAGUGCCACUUCAAUGGAUGAUGUCGCUAAAAUGGGAGCUUAUCUAUAUCUCUCAUCUCAACAAAAGGGACAAUCACAUAUCAAUCCAAAAAACGUCUAUUCUCUUGUUCCAUCAACGGUUAUCGAUCGAUCCGUUGGUCCAGAUCAAUGGGCAAGUCGAGUGCAAUAUAAAAUGUCAAAUAUUGAUUCAAUGAUUGAUCAAACGACAGCAAGAAUGCAUUUUCUACAAAUUUUGGAUAAAUGGCCAUUAUUUGGAGCGUCAACGUUUAGAGUGAUUCGAUCGAAUCGUGCUGAGACAAAAGAUGAGUUCAUUCUCUCGAUUCAACGCCGCGGUGUGCAAUUGUUGCGUCCACAUGUCAAUUCCGUGUUUGAAGAAUGGCCUUUUUCACAAGUCUUGUCUACGAAUAAAUACGAGAAAGAUCGUGAAACGAUGCUUGAUUUGAAGUUAGGCACGUUGAAAGAGCACAAGAAUAUCACUCUACAAACGAAUCAGGCUGUUGACAUCAUUCGUCUUCUUGGUCAAUAUAUUUAUGUUGAUUCGCAGAAACGCGCGAGCUCG
This is a messenger RNA of Mesorhabditis belari, 9036 nucleotides long. Lineage: Eukaryota; Metazoa; Nematoda; Chromadorea; Rhabditida; Rhabditidae. The record is from the annotation of a GenBank genome assembly.